GAAUCAGCUGGGGGGGUUAAUGUUCCCCUUUUAUCUUCGGUUGUUUGUGGUGGUCAAAUUUCGAUGAUGAUUAGCUGAGUGAUUUUUUUUUAAUUGUCGUCUGCCUCGUUUUUCUUCUUUCUUUUCUUUUUCUCCGUCUUUCCUUUUCCUGCUUUUCUCGACUAUCGUGGAUCUCGUCGGCUGAGGCAGGUUACCGGAGCUGGACACAGGUAGAACCCAAGUUAGCAACAGAAACAACAAUGGGACCGGCAAGAGGGUCGCACAAGUCUUACGAGAACUCGUCCGGGUUGGAAAAUCGACCAGGGGGCAGUAAGAGCUAUGAGUGGCAGCGAAGAAACAGAGGGGUGUCAGGGAGAGAGCAGCUUGAGGGAGUGCCGCCAGUUGCAGGGGGGAAGAUGUCACUCGACCGAAAAAUUGAGCCCCCAAAGAGUCAGUCAGAAGUUGGGGCAGUUUGGGGUGGAGGCUGCGGGCGGGGAGAUUUGAAAACGCGGCAAGUUACUUUGCAUUCAACAAUGGCAAUGCGUGCAAACCAGUUCACCCAGUUGAUUGUUCCCCAGAGUGUCUCCAAGCAUACAGUAAGAACGUCACAGGCAAACGGUGUCUCUCUCUCUUCCUCUCUCUCUCUCUCCUCCCCGGAAAUUCCCAUUGACAUGAGCGGGCGGAGGUGCUCGGGACGAAUAACAUCGCAGUUCGUCAAAACUUAGCCAGUGUCCCAAGACGGGGAGAUCGGUAACUAGCUCAAGUAGUCUGAAGGCCUUUACGAAUCACAACAAGGCAAAUCCUAAGGUUAAGGCCAAUUGCUCAAGUCCCCGUUGU
Messenger RNA from Aspergillus eucalypticola CBS 122712, 816 nucleotides. RefSeq lists its product as uncharacterized. Lineage: Eukaryota; Fungi; Ascomycota; Eurotiomycetes; Eurotiales; Aspergillaceae. The transcript has 2 exons. Bases 240 to 704 code for a protein of 154 amino acids. The record is from RefSeq and is a predicted model, not a curated record.